GGGGGGUUAAGUAUAAAGCCGGUCUAUGAACUAACUUUUUAUCUCAUUCCCUGCCUUUUGGAGCGUGAUAUUAUUUCUCAUAAAAACCCACAAUAAGCAUGAAUGUGAAAAUGAAUGGGGUCCAGAGCAAUGGCAUCCACAGUAAUGGUAUGAACGGAAGCUUCAUGAACGAGAACGGUGUGCAUCAUGUGAGUGUGAGGACUCAUGUCAACCCAGCCAAACUGAAGAGCCGCAGGCAGAGAUGGAACGUCAGAGCCUCAGAGAUGUCCAAGAACACACACAACCCCAUCCGAUCUAUCGUGGAUGGGAUGAAACUCACCCCCAAUCCUGAAAAACCAAUGAUUGCCCUAUCCAUUGGUGACCCAACCGUGUUUGGGAAUUUGCCAACAGAUGACUCUGUUUUGCAGGCAAUGAAGGAGGCCAUUGACUCGCACAAAUACAAUGGAUAUGCUCCUUCAGUAGGCUACCAAAAAAGCAGAGAGGUUGUGGCAAACUUCUUCAGUCGUCCAGAAGCUUCACUGGAAGCCAAAGAUGUGAUCUUGGCCAGCGGCUGUAGUCAGGCAAUAGAAUUGGCCAUCAGUGUGUUGUGUAACCCAGGAGAUAAUAUAUUAGUUCCAUGUCCUGGGUUCUCCCUCUACAAGACUCUGGCAGUGUCAAUGGGCAUACAGGUCAAGCUCUACAAUCUGCUGCCUGAGAAAUCCUGGGAGAUUGAUCUACAUCAUCUCGAGGUUCUGAUUGAUGAGAAAACAACUUGCCUGAUUGUCAAUAACCCAUCCAAUCCUUGCGGCUCUGUGUUCCCCAAGGAGCACCUGCAGAAGAUACUCUCUGUUGCCUCAAGAAACUGCAUCCCUAUCCUUGCUGAUGAGAUCUACGGAGACAUGGUGUUCCCUGGCUGUGACUUUCACCCAAUGGCACCUCUCAGCAUUGAUGUACCCAUCCUGUCCUGUGGUGGUUUGGCCAAGCGCUGGUUGGUGCCGGGAUGGCGGAUGGGCUGGGUGCUCAUCCAUGAUCGUAAUAACAACUUUGGAACUGGAAUUCACGAGGGUCUUGUAAAAUUAAGCCAGCGAAUUUUGGGACCCUGUACUGUGGUCCAGGGAGCAUUAGAGGUCAUUCUGAAUAAUACACCACCAGAAUUCUACCAAAGCACCAUCAGCUUCCUCAAGUCAAACGCAGAGAUAUGUUUCUCAGAGUUGUCAACUGUUCCCGGACUGAACCCAGUAAUGCCGUCCGGAGCCAUGUACAUUAUGGUGGGGAUUGAGAUGGAGCACUUCCCAGAAUUCCAGAAUGAUGUGGAGUUCACUGAACGGCUGGUCACUGAGCAAUCUGUGUUCUGUUUGCCUGCUACGGCAUUUGAAUAUCCAAACUUCUUCCGAAUUGUGGUAACAGUACCAGAGGAGAUGAUGGUGGAGGCGUGUAUUCGGAUCAGAGAAUUCUGUGCACGCCAUUAUCGACCUCGAAGUCAAGACAGCAAUGAACUGGACCAAUGAAAUAUACAGACAUAAAGAGAUAUUGUAAAAGGAGGAAAGGAGAGGUUAAAGUGCAGACUGAAGUGGUGGACAAAGCUGCAGAAUGAAAGUGUAGAAAGAGAGGAGACAUUUAUGUGCACUACAUAUGACAUAUGACUGUGUCUGAGUGAAAAUCUGGGAUGCAAAAUCUAUUUUGAACCAGGAAAUAAACUAAGUUUUAAAAAUGUUACACAAUCCUAGGUCACUAAUCAAAUUUGUUACAUUUGUGACCAUAUUAACUCCAGAUUUACGUGCUUCCACUGAAACACACAGGAUGUUCUACGGAUCAUUCUCAAAUCAUGUUGAAAUGGAUAAAACAAACUUGUUGAGUCAAUGCCAGCUUAAGUUUAUGCAAUCAUUAAAGCAAAAGAACAACAUACCGAAAUAAUUCUGAAAUACAUGCACAUUUUCCAGUUAACUUUUCACUCAAAUAGUUAAGCUGACAAUAUCCUGUGUAAUGAAUAACAUAUUAAAUUAGACAUAUGCAAAAUAGAAACAUUGUCACUAUAGUGAUCUCAGACAUUUUAAUCCCACAGUAGUUUGAUUUCUUUCCCUUUUAGGAAACUCAGCUCUAUGCAGACUUUAUAUUUAUAUUUUUUGUAUGAGCCAGUAUUAUAAUGGGAAGGGGUAUGCAUUGUUGCCUUUUUUUCUUUUUUCUUUCUUCACUUUUUAAUUAUUGUAAAAUAUUUAAAUCUUUUGUAUUUUUCUUAUACUGUAACAUACAUUGUGGUAAGUUUGGAAACCCUCAUGAGCAAACCAUAAAGCCAUUUAAUCUGUAA
Molecule: messenger RNA, 2284 nt
Organism: Xyrauchen texanus (razorback sucker)
Lineage: Eukaryota; Metazoa; Chordata; Actinopteri; Cypriniformes; Catostomidae
Product: tyrosine aminotransferase-like
Exons: 12
Coding region: 99-1487 (462 amino acids)
Biological process (GO): aromatic amino acid metabolic process; biosynthetic process
Molecular function (GO): L-tyrosine:2-oxoglutarate transaminase activity; pyridoxal phosphate binding
Source: RefSeq, a predicted model, not a curated record